CGUGUGUAGCGGUCAUCAACUGUAAGAACUAAACUGGAGUAAAUUGUGAACGAAUACCAAAGGAUACAGCACAGUGCCAAAGUUAUGGAUCGGGAUCGCGACGAGGCGUCCAUCACGACGAGCGAUGAGAAGUCUGUGGAAGAAAUACCAGUGGCCCCGGGCCUAGAGCCCACACCCCCGAUUAGCUUCUGGCAAUUGUUUCGCUUCUCCACAUAUGGUGAACUCUUCUGGCUCUUCAUUGGCUUUAUCAUGUGCUGUAUCAAAGCGCUCACCUUACCCGCCGUGGUCAUUGUUUAUAGUGAAUUUACUGCCAUGUUGGUGGAUCGUGCCAUGCAAGUGGGCACCAGCUCGACGGUACAUGCCCUGCCCCUUUUGGGAGGCGGCAAGAAAUUAACCAAUGCUACACGCGAGGAGAACAACGAAGCACUCUACGAUGACUCCAUUUCGUAUGGCAUUCUGCUGACCAUCACCUCGGUGGUCAUGUUCAUAUCGGGCAUAUUUUCGGUAGAUAUAUUCAAUUUUGUAGCCUUGCGUCAGGUGACACGCAUGCGUAUCAAACUAUUCGAGUCGGUUAUGCGACAGGACAUUGGCUGGCAUGAUCUGGCCACCAAGCAGAACUUUGUCCAGAGCAUGACGGACGACAUUGAAAAGAUCCGCGAUGGCAUAUCUGAGAAAGUGGGCCAUUUUCUCUAUUUAAUCGUGGGCUUUGUCAUAACGGUUGGCAUAUCCUUUGGCUAUGGCUGGAAGCUGACGCUAGCCGUGAGCUGCUACAUACCACUCGUUAUCGUCGUCAACUACUAUGUGGGCAAGAUUCAAGGCACGCUGACGGCACGUGAACAGGAGUCUUAUGCAGGCGCAGGUAAUCUGGCGGAAGAGAUCCUAAGUGCCAUACGCACUGUGGUCUCCUUUGGUGGCGAGAAACAGGAAGUGGAGCGUUUCGAGAACUUACUAGUGCCCGCACGCAAGGCUAGUCAGUGGAAGGGCGCCUUCUCCGGCGUAAGCGAUGCGGUGCUGAAGUCCAUGCUAUUUCUAUCCUGUGCGGGCGCAUUUUGGUAUGGCGUGAAUCUCAUUUUAGACGAUCGUUAUGUGGAGGAUAAAGAAUAUACACCAGCUAUUUUGAUGAUUGCCUUCUUCGGCAUUAUUGUGGGCGCGGAUAACAUUGCCCGCACGGCGCCCUUUCUCGAGUCCUUUGCGACUGCGCGUGGUUGUGCGACCAAUCUGUUUAAGGUCAUUGACUUGCCCUCGAAAAUCGAUCCAUUGUCCACAGAUGGCAAACUUUUGAACUAUGGCCUGCGUGGCGAUGUCGAGUUUCAGGAUGUCUUCUUUCGCUAUCCUUCGCGUCCCGAAAUUAUUGUCCAUCGCGGCUUGAAUAUCAAGAUCCGUGCGGGUCAAACUGUGGCUCUCGUUGGCCCCUCGGGCUGCGGUAAAUCCACCUGUAUACAGCUGUUACAGCGCUUUUACGAUCCCGUUUUUGGCGCUGUGCUUUUGGAUGAGUUGGACAUACGCAAAUAUAAUAUACAAUGGCUGCGCUCUAAUAUUGCUGUAGUGGGACAAGAACCGGUGCUCUUUAUGGGCACUAUAGCGCAAAACAUUAGCUAUGGCAAACCGAAUGCCACACAGAAGGAAAUUGAAACAGCUGCCCAACAAGCUGGUGCUCAUGAUUUUAUUAGCCAUCUUCCAGAGAGCUACCGCACUAUGAUCGGUGAGCAUGGCUCCCAGCUCUCAGGCGGUCAAAAACAACGCAUAGCCAUUGCUCGUGCCCUUAUACAGAAUCCCAAAAUAUUACUUCUCGAUGAGGCAACCUCGGCAUUGGACUAUACUUCCGAGAAACUGGUGCAACAAGCCUUGGACUUGGCCAGCAAGGGACGCACCACCAUUGUGGUUUCACAUAGGCUUUCGGCGAUACGUAGUGCAGAUAAAAUAGUUUUUAUACAUGAUGGCAAGGUACUGGAGGAGGGCUCACAUGAUGAUCUGAUGGCCUUAGAAGGCGCCUACUAUAACAUGGUUAAGGCAGGAGACUUUAAGGCGCCAGACGAGCAGGAAAAGGAGGAGAAUAUAGAUGAGGCCAAGCGCAAAAGCCUAGCGCUCUACGAAAAAUCCUUCGAGACGAGUCCGCUCAACUUUGAGAAGAACCAAAAGAACAGCGUGCAGUUCGAUGAACCCAUUAUCAGGUCCAUGAAGGAGAGCAACAAGGAAAAGCAGAAAAGUACCGCGGUGAAACCAAACUUUUUCAGAACCUUUGCGCGAAUAAUGCGCAUCUCACGGCCCGAAUGGAUUUAUCUAAUACUAGGUGGCAUUUCGGCCAUAGCCGUCGGCUGUCUCUAUCCGGCAUUCUCCAUUAUCUUUGGCGAAUUCUAUGCUGCACUCGCCGAGCAGGAUGAGAAGGUAGCGCUGAGUCGUACUGCGGUGCUCUCUUGGGCAUGUUUGGGCAUUGCGGUAAUCACUGGGGUCAUCUGCUUUCUGCAAACCUAUAUGUUCAACUAUGCUGGUGUUUGGCUGACCACACGCAUGCGCGCCAUGACCUUUAAGGCAAUGGUCAGCCAGGAGGUUGGCUGGUUCGAUGAGGAGCAAAACUCGGUGGGUGCGCUCUCAGCGCGUUUGUCUGGUGAGGUGGCCGGUGUGCAAGGUGCCAUAGGGUUUCCACUAAGCGGCAUGAUCCAAGCCGUAUCCAAUUUCAUUUCUGGCAUAUCAAUUUCCAUGUACUACAAUUGGAAAUUGGCGCUGCUUUGCCUGGCCAACUGUCCGAUUAUUGUUGGAUCUGUUAUACUCGAGGCCAAAAUGAUGUCCAAUGCAUUGAUUAGAGAGAAACUAGUACUGGAGGAAGCCUGUCGCAUUGCCACCGAAUCGGUUACCAAUGUGCGCACCAUUGCCGGCCUGCGUCGCGAAUCUGAGGUCAUCAAGCAGUACACUGCGGAGAUUCAGCACGUGGAGAUUCUCAUAAGACAAAAACUGCGCUGGCGCGGCGUGCUUAACUCUACCAUGCAAGCCUCGGCUUUCUUUGCCUACGCCGUAGCUCUCUGUUAUGGCGGCGUUCUGGUCUCUUGGGGUGAGGUGCCCUUCCAGGAUAUCAUCAAAGUAUCUGAGACGCUGCUAUAUGGCUCUAUGAUGCUGGCCCAAUCGCUUGCCUUCACGCCCGCCUUUACCGCCGCCUUGGUAGCCGGUCAUCGUUUGUUCCAAAUCAUUGAUCGCAAGCCGCGCAUUGUGUCGCCCAUGGGCACAAUUAAGAACACGCUCGCUAAGCAACUGAAUCUCUUUGAGGGCGUGCGAUAUCGUGACAUCGAAUUCCGUUAUCCCACUCGGCCAGAUGCAAAAAUUUUGAACUGUUUUGACUUGGAGGUCCAGCAAGGUCAGACUGUGGCAUUGGUUGGCCAUUCCGGUUGCGGCAAGUCCACUUGCAUUCAAUUGCUACAACGCUACUACGAUCCCGACGAGGGCACCAUUCACAUCGAUCAAGAUGAUAUUCAGCACGAUCUAACACUGGAUGGCGUACGCCGUAAACUGGGCAUUGUCUCACAGGAGCCGUCACUUUUCGAACGCACGAUUGCCGAGAACAUUGCCUUUGGAGACAAUCGUCGUGCUGUGCCCAUGGUCGAGAUAAUUGCAGCUGCCAAGAGCGCCAAUGCCCAUAGCUUCAUCAUUUCCUUGCCCAAUGGCUACGAUACGCGCAUGGGCGCACGUGGCACUCAGCUAUCUGGUGGCCAGAAGCAGCGCGUGGCCAUUGCACGUGCCCUGGUGAGAAAUCCGAAGAUCCUGUUGCUGGAUGAAGCCACAUCAGCUUUGGAUAUGCAAAGCGAGCGGUUGGUUCAGCAAGCUCUAGACUCCGCCUGCUCUGGACGCACCUGCAUUGUCAUUGCCCAUCGCUUGUCAACGAUUCAGAAUGCGGACGUCAUAUGUGUGGUUCAAGGUGGCAGAAUUGUGGAGCAUGGCACACACUUGCAGCUCAUUGCCCAGGGUGGCGUCUAUGCCAAAUUGCACAGGACCCAAAAGGAUCAUUCAAUGGCAGAGCCCAAUAUGAACGAUGGUGACGAUGCAGCCCAGGCAGAACCAAAGAAAAUCAAAUCGAAGCAACCACAAUUGGAAACAGUGAACUAUCGACAGCUUUUUCGCUAUGCCCGCGGCAUCGACUAUCUCCUGUUCGGCUGUGCUAUUACAGCGGCCCUUCUGCAUGCCCUUGUCUUUCCCAUAGCUAUUAUAGUCUAUAGCGAGCUGGUGGCUAUGUUUAUCGAUCGAAGCUUGGGCGUGGGAACCAGCUCGGGCACCAAAGCGCUGCCUUUGUUUGGCGGUGGAAAGCAGCUCACGAAUGCUAGCUAUGAGGAAAAUAUGGAGGAGCUGCGCAAGGAUAGCGUCUCAUUUGGCAUACUCAUGACGCUCGACUCCCUUUUGAUGUUAUUUUCCGGCAUGACAUUUGUGAAUAUAUUCAAUCAUCUAGCUCUUAAGCUAACGGUGUGCAUGCGCCGGGAGUUCUUCAAGGCAACAAUCAGGCAGGAAAUUGGCUGGCAUGAUAUGGCCAAGGAUCAAAACUUCGCCGUGCGCAUUACUGAUAACAUGGAAAAAAUUCGCACUGGCAUUGCCGAGAAUCUGGGCCAUUUUCUGACAAUUAUGUGCGACGUGGCCAUAAGCGUAAUUAUAUCCUUUGUCUAUGGCUGGAAAUUGGCAUUAUCCAUGUUCUUUUACAUACCACUCACCAUGGUGGUAAAUGCCGUUGUUGCGCAUUACCAAAGCAAGCUGACAGCCCGGGAGCAAAGCUCUUAUGUGCGCGCCAGCUCUGUGGUGGAGGAAGUAAUUGGAGCUAUACGCACAGUGGUCGCAUUUGGGGGUGAACGAUCCGAGUCCGCACGCUAUGAUAAUCUGCUCAAGCCCGCUCUUAAGGCUGGCAAAUGGAAGGGCGCCUUCUCAGGACUCAGCGACACGGUCAUGAAGGCCAUGAUGUUCAUAGUGGGCGCCGGUGCCUUCUGGUAUGGCGCCAAUUUGAUUCUACACGAUCGUGCCAGCGAUAUGCCCAUAGAGGGUCGAGAGUACACGCCUGCAAUUGUAAUGAUUGUGAUCUCGGGCAUAAUUGUGGGCGCCAAUCAGCUUUCACGCACUUCACCAUUCCUCGAGACUUUUGCCAUGGCACGUGGAUCGGCGAGCGCAAUAUAUGACGUCAUCGAUCGCGUGUCUGUCAUUGAUCCGCUCUCCAAGGCGGGCAAGAUACUCAACUACGGACUGAAGGGCAACAUUGAGUUUCGUGAUGUGUUCUUUCAGUAUCCCGCACGAAAAGAUAUCAUUGUGCUGAGGGGACUCAAUGUGACAGUAAACGAAGGUCAAACUGUGGCCUUGGUGGGCUCCUCGGGUUGUGGUAAGUCAACCUGUAUACAGCUGUUGCAACGUUUCUAUGAUCCGGUAUUCGGACAAGUACUUCUGGAUGGCGAAGAUGUUAGGAAAUAUAAUUUAAACUGGCUGCGCUCCAAUAUAGCUGUAGUGGGUCAGGAGCCAGUCCUGUUUCAGGGCACUAUUGGUGAAAAUAUACGCCAUGGCAAGCCGCAGGCUACCCAAAAGGAGGUCGAAGAUGCUGCAAGGGCCGCCAAUGCUCAUAAUUUUAUCAUUGCUCUGGAUAAGGGUUACGACACACAUAUUAGCGAAAAGGGUGUUCAGCUCUCCGGCGGACAGCGUCAACGCAUUGCCAUAGCCAGGGCUCUUAUACAGAAACCCACAAUACUCCUACUGGACGAGGCCACCUCCGCAUUGGAUUAUCACUCCGAGAAACUUGUGCAGGCCGCCUUGGACAAGGCCUGCAAAGGACGCACCACCUUAGUCGUAUCCCAUCGUCUAUCUGCCAUCAGGCAUGCCGAUCAAAUUGUUUAUAUUGAGAACGGCAAAACGGUGGAGCAGGGCACUCAUGAGGAUCUCAUGAAGCUGCAGGGCUACUACCAUAAAAUGGUCGCUGCCCACGAGUACGAUGAUACCGCUGAUGAGCUGCUUAAUGAAAGUGAAGAGCUGACCAAGGAGCGCAAGCAAUCCAAAGAUGUCGAACAUUUUCAUAGGAACUCACUGAAAUCCUUGGAUAAAAAUGCAGAGUUUCAAAUGAAGCGACUUAAUCUUAAUAACAAUCAAACUACUGAAGAGGAUGACAAGGCUAAGAAUGCACCGAGCAUCAGCUACCCGCGUACCUUCCUUCGUAUCCUGGCCUGGGCACGUCCUGAAUGGAGCUUUUUAAUCAUUGGUACCAUAUGUGCUGCACUUUAUGGAUGCGCCAUGCCUGCCUUCUCUAUUGUGCUGGCGGAACUAUAUGCCUCGCUGGCCGAGCCCACGGACGAGGCGGUGCUGGAGCACAGCUCAUCCAUGUCCAUUAUCACCGCGGUAAUUGGCGUUUGUGUGGGCAUCUUCUGCUUUGUACAGACAUUUUUCUAUAAUCUGGCUGGAGUGUGGCUAACCACACGCAUGCGUUCCAAGACCUUUGGUUCCAUUAUGAAACAGGAAAUGGGCUGGUUUGACGAAAAGGAGAACAGCGUCGGAGCACUCUCCGCUCGUCUGGCGGGCGAUGCGGCUAGUGUGCAGGGUGCCAUUGGGUUUCCUUUAAGCAACAUUAUACAAGCCCUGACGAAUUUCAUAUGCAGCUUUUCCAUUGCGUUCUCCUACUCCUGGGAGCUAGCGCUAGUCUGUUUGAGUACAGCUCCUUUCAUGGUAGGUUCAAUUGUGUUUGAGGCCAGGUUUAGUGAAAAAUCCGCACUAAAGGAGAAAACUGUAUUGGAGGAAACGAGUCGCAUAGCCACGGAAACCAUCGCACAAAUACGAACUGUGGCUGCACUGCGUAGAGAAGAGGAACUGAUCAAAGUCUAUGAUGCAGAAGUUGAACGAUAUCGUUUGCAAAUUAAAGGUCGUUUGAAAUGGAGAGGCUUGGUCAACUCUCUGGGCAUGACUCUCAUGUUCUUUGGCUAUGCUGUCACUUUGACCUAUGGCGGUUUUAUGUGUGCCGACGGCAGGAUCAAGUUUGAAGUUAUAAUGAAAAUUGCCAACACAAUGCUUUAUGGCCUGUUUAUUUUGGCCCAAUCCUUGGCCUUCACACCGGCCUUUAACGCGGCACUGCUCUCGGCCACACGCAUGCACGAGAUUAUUGACCGCCAGCCGCUCAUUCAAUCUCCAAAAGUUGUCGAGCAGAAUGGUAAUGGCAAUAUCUAUAAGUCAAACGUUGUUGAGCAGGGCGUUAGCUAUCGCGAGCUCAAUUUUGCCUAUCCAUCACGGCCUGAUAGCUCGGUGCUGCAAGACUUUAAUCUAGAUGUACUGCAAGGUCAAACAGUUGCCCUAGUAGGUGCCUCCGGCUCGGGCAAAUCCACUUGUGUUCAACUGCUACUACGCUACUAUGAUCCGGAUGAGGGCAAGAUACUCAUUGAUCAGAAUAGCAUACAUCACGACAUGGAGCUGAAAACCCUACGGCGUCGCCUGGGCAUUGUCUCGCAGGAACCGUCGCUCUUUGAAAAGACCAUUGCAGAGAAUAUCAGCUAUGGGGAUACCACGCGCGAGGUGCCCAUGCAACAGAUUAUUGAGGCUGCCAAAAUGGCCAAUGCCCAUGAUUUUAUUAUGACACUGCCCGCCCAGUAUGAGACCAUACUGGGCUCCAAAGGCACACAGCUUUCAGGUGGACAGAAGCAGCGCAUUGCUAUUGCCCGCGCCAUGGUCCGAAAUCCCAAGAUUCUACUGCUAGACGAAGCUACUUCAGCUUUGGAUAUGCAAAGUGAAAGGGUAGUGCAACAAGCACUGGAUUCGGCCUGCUCCGGCCGCACCUGCAUUGUGAUAGCCCAUCGCUUGUCCACCGUGCAAAACGCCAACAUCAUAUGUGUUAUACAAUCCGGACGCAUCACAGAGCAGGGCACACAUUCUCAGCUGCUGGCCAAGAAUGGCAUCUAUGCCAAAUUGUACCGCAGUCAAUCAAAUCCAAAUAACGCACAAAACUAUGCAGUAAAAUAAAAGCAAACAUAGGCUUAGUCAAGACACAAACCACAUCCCAUGAAAGUAUGCUAACUUUUAUGUUUACUCUCUGUACACAAGUAGAAAAAUAGAGUAUACACUUUAUAGAAAUACCUGAUAAGAUCAAACCGGCUUAACAUGUUGGGAGGGCCUGCAUAGUAUUAAUAGUAUGCUAAAUAUUUUAAUAGUAGCUAUUAAAAUAUAUAGAAAUAUAAAUUGGCUUCUAAUUUGGAGUUCACCACCUUAAAUCUUUAAAUAAAUAUAUCAAGCAGAGAUUAUUUAGCUUGCAAAUAUUUUCUAUGCAUCACAUUAACAUCACAUACACAUAUCUUCACCUGAGUGUUUGC
Molecule: messenger RNA, 8291 nt
Organism: Drosophila novamexicana
Lineage: Eukaryota; Metazoa; Arthropoda; Insecta; Diptera; Drosophilidae
Exons: 25
Coding region: 85-7944 (2619 amino acids)
Biological process (GO): transmembrane transport
Cellular component (GO): membrane
Molecular function (GO): ATP hydrolysis activity; ATP binding; ABC-type transporter activity
Source: RefSeq, a predicted model, not a curated record